UCACCGAACCGAGGGGCAAAUCGGGAAAAUAAAGCUCCUUUUCUAUUUAUUCAAAAUAUUAUAAACAAAUUAAAAUCAACAAAACAAAUCAAAAUCGCAGAGAGAAGAACAAAACCUAAAAUCAAACCUCAGAUUUGUGCAGUUUCUAUUUGAGAAUUACUGUUUUGGCCUUGAGGAGGUGCUGGAGCGAAUCACAUCACCUCUUCAAGAACCCUAACUUUUUUAAUUUGAGUGUAAUAAACCUAAAUCAAAUGGCGUCUGAAAAUUUCACUGACAAAAAUGUCGUGUUUAGAAAGCUUAAAGCCAAAUCCGAAAAUAAGAUGUGCUUUGAUUGUAAUGCGAAGAAUCCAACUUGGGCGUCUGUGACUUACGGGAUUUUCCUCUGUAUCGAUUGCUCCGCUGCUCAUCGGAGUCUCGGUGUACACGUCAGCUUCGUCAGGUCAACAAAUUUAGAUUCUUGGAGUCCUGAGCAGCUGAGAAUGAUGAGCUUUGGAGGAAACAACCGUGCACAGGUUUUCUUCAAGCAGCAUGGGUGGAAUGAUGGAGGGAAAAUUGAGGCCAAGUAUACAUCUAGAGCUGCUGAAUUGUAUAAGCAAAUUCUAACAAAAGAAGUUGCCAAAAGUGUGGCAGAAGAUGCAGGCUUGUCAUCAUCCCUCGGUUCUUCUCAAUCUGCCCAACCAUCUAAUGGGCUUCCUGAUAUUCAGAGCAAUGAGUCUCCUAAAGAAAGUUCAGUACCUGAUGUUGCUCCUUCCUUCAAAGCUUAUCAUCCGGUCACGACCAGUACGGUCAAGAAACCUCUUGGUGCAAAGAGAACUGGGAAGACCGGAGGCCUUGGUGCUAGAAAGCUUACUUCAAAGCCCAGUGAAAAUCUUUACGAUCAGAAACCAGAAGAAGCACCUCUUCCUGUUCCUUCUUCAACUAAUAACAACACACCAAAAGCUGGCACAUCGUUUACAUCUCGUUUUGAAUAUAUGGAUAAUGUCCCAUCUGCCGAGCCAACUGCAGGGGGUCCACAAAUGCUUAGCCAUGUUUCUCCUCCAAAGUCAUCAAGUUUCUUUGCAGAUUUUGGGAUGGAUAGUGGCUUCCAGAAGAAAUCAAGUGCAAACUCUUCAAAAGUACAAAUUCAGGAGACAGAUGAAGCAAGAAAGAAGUUCACAAAUGCAAAAUCAAUUUCAUCAGCUCAAUUCUUUGGCGAUCAGAGCAAAGCCACUGACAUGGAUACUCAAGCUUCCUUGCGGAAAUUUUCUGAUUCAACGGCCAUAUCCAGUGCUGAUCUUUUCGGUGACGAGGGUGAUCACUCUAUUGAUCUCGCUGCAAGUGACCUUAUCAACCGGAUAUCUUUCCAGGCACAACAAGAUAUUUCUUCCCUGAAGAAUAUUGCAGGAGAGACCGGGAAGAAAUUGAGCUCACUGGCAUCAACUUUGAUGACUGAUCUACAGGAUCGGAUCCUGUAAAACUAAUGUGUACUAAGCUCAUAAGCAUCUAAGGUGGAUGUUUUUAAAUUACCAGCCAAUAUUUGUGUAGUGGAAUGUAAAAUGCGUCCAUUUUUAGAAUUUGUUUUUCAGAAAAAUAAAAUUUUAAAGACUUUUAA
Molecule: messenger RNA, 1591 nt
Organism: Mercurialis annua (annual mercury)
Lineage: Eukaryota; Viridiplantae; Streptophyta; Magnoliopsida; Malpighiales; Euphorbiaceae
Product: probable ADP-ribosylation factor GTPase-activating protein AGD8
Exons: 7
Coding region: 252-1454 (400 amino acids)
Biological process (GO): COPI coating of Golgi vesicle
Molecular function (GO): GTPase activator activity
Source: RefSeq, a predicted model, not a curated record